AAAAUUAAACCGGAAACGCCAGAACCUAUAUAUAAAACUUUUCCAUUCAAGCAUGAAACUAUAGAAAUUAUUAGAGAAGAUCGAAUUAACGCAACUAUAGAAAAAGGAUAUAACGAAAUUAUAGACCAGAUUGAGGAUGAAGCAAUACAAGAAUCAGGAUGGUCAUUUGUUCGAGCAGAAGAGGUAUUUCUUGAAAUAAGUGCAUUCAGACCAUUACGAGGUAGUAGUCAUUUAAAUUUACCAGAAGCUUUAGACAAGCCACAGCUAGGAUUAAUUAAUCCGCAAAAUUUCAAUGAUAAUGAAUGUUUUAGAGAUUGUGUUUCAAUAUAUCAUGCAAGAAUAGAUGCACUAAAAGCUGGCCAAAAGCCUACACAUUUAGAACGUAUAAGUAAAAUCCGACGUUAUGGAAACAUAGCUAAUUUUGAAG
This is a messenger RNA of Paraglomus brasilianum, 427 nucleotides long. The record is from the annotation of a GenBank genome assembly. NCBI's taxonomy places the organism in Eukaryota, Fungi, Glomeromycota, Glomeromycetes, Paraglomerales, Paraglomeraceae.